Messenger RNA from Ochotona curzoniae (black-lipped pika), 4182 nucleotides. Its product is annotated as TBC1 domain family member 9B-like. The record is from RefSeq and is a predicted model, not a curated record. Lineage: Eukaryota; Metazoa; Chordata; Mammalia; Lagomorpha; Ochotonidae.
AUGUCGACCUUCUUCACACUUGGCCUCCUGGACGCCCACGACAGAAGCCAGCCCCUGAGCAGCUCAAGCCUCAGGGGACCCCAAGGUGCCGCCAUCGUCUGCACAGGGGCAGCCGACCCGAGACCCACAGCUAUGCCCCAGAGGAAGCUCGCCGCCUCCUUCCAGGGGGAUGGAGACUUCCUCAGCGCUGCUUCCUCAGUCGACAGCGGCAGGGCCGGCCCUGCGCGGCCUGCGGCGCCCGCGCCUGCGCAGCAGCCUCCCCCGCCUCGGCCAGCCCCCAGCCGAUGGCCGCCAGGCCGCAGCGACGCCUUCCCCGGGAGGGACGCCUGCCUGGCUCGGGGCUUCCUGACGAGCUGGCACCGGCUCUGCAGGUUCCUAGCCCGAGGAGCAUGGCCCACCUGGCCCUUCCCCAGAGGCCCGCCUCAAUGUCACCACGCACGGGGCCGCGCCGCAGUCGGCCGGCUGGGCCCCGAGGAGGUGCUGGUGGCCAACGCGCUGUGGGUGACGGAGCGGGCCAACCCCUUCUUCGUGCUGCAGCGGCGCCGGGGCCACGGCAAGGGCGGCGGCCUCACGGGUCUUCUCGUGGGCACCCUGGAUGUGGUGCUGGACUCCAGCGCCCGUGUGGCCCCCUACCGCAUCCUGCACCAGACCCAGGAUUCGCAGGUCUACUGGACAGUGGCAUGCGGUUCUUCCCGCAAAGAAAUCACAAAACACUGGGAAUGGCUGGAAAAUAACUUACUUCAGACACUGUCCAUCUUUGAUAAUGAGGAGGAUAUCACCACCUUUGUCAAGGGAAAAAUACACGGCAUCAUCGCUGAAGAAAACAAGAACGUGCAGCCCCAGGGAGAUGAGGACCCUGGGAAGUUCAAGGAGGCGGAGCUGAAAAUGCGGAAGCAGUUUGGGAUGCCAGAGGGGGAAAAGCUGGUCAACUAUUACUCUUGCAGCUACUGGAAGGGCCGUGUGCCCAGACAGGGCUGGCUAUACCUGACUGUCAACCACAUGUGCUUCUACUCCUUCCUGCUGGGCAAAGAAGUGAGCCUGGUGGUGCAGUGGGUGGAUGUCACACGGCUUGAGAAGAAUGCCACCCUCCUCUUCCCCGAGAGCAUCCGUGUGGAUACCAGGGACCAGGAACUCUUCUUCUCCAUGUUCCUCAACAUCGGUGAGACCUUCAAGCUCAUGGAGCAGCUGGCCAACCUGGCCAUGCGACAGCUGCUGGACAACGAGGACUUCCUGGAAGACAAGGCCCUGCCCAGGCCUGUCCAGCCACACAGGAACAUCUCUGCUUUGAAGCGAGACCUGGAUGCCCGAGCUAAGAACGAGUGCUAUCGGGCCACCUUCCGGCUGCCCAGGGAUGAGCGGCUGGACGGCCACACGGGCUGCACACUGUGGACACCAUUCAGCAAGUUGCACAUUCCUGGCCAGAUGUUCAUCUCCAACAACUACAUAUGUUUUGCCAGCAAAGAAGAGGAUGCAUGCCACCUUAUCAUUCCCUUGAGGGAGGUGACCAUUGUUGAAAAAGCUGACAGUUCCAGUGUCUUACCCAGGCCCCUGUCCAUCAGCACCAAGAGUAAAAUGACCUUCCUGUUUGCCAACCUGAAAGAUCGCGAUUUCUUAGUGCAGAGAAUCUCGGACUUCCUCCAGAAAACACCAUCCAAGCAGCCAAGUGGCAGCACUGGGGAAAGGAAGACCAGCGUUGUAGACCCAGCUUCUGAGUUUCUCCCAGCUCCUCAGGAGACACACCAACAGCCCACCAGCCCGUCGUCUCCGCUCAGUGGCCACCAGGGCUUCAGUGCACAGAACGUGCCCACCGCCUCCCAGGGCCUGCUCAAGCUCUUCCGAAGAAACUUGCCCACAGAGGACCUAGGAGUCAAGGAGGCCAAAGAGAAGAUGAAAGAGGAGUCAUGGGACAUCCACUUCUUCGAGUAUGGGCGUGGCAUGUGCAUGUACCGCACAGCCAAGACCCGGGAGCUGGUCCUGAAGGGCAUCCCUGAGAGCCUGCGCGGGGAGCUGUGGCUUCUCUUCUCAGGGGCCUGGAAUGAGAUGGUGACUCACCCUGGCUACUACGCUGAGCUGGUGGAGAAGUCCAUGGGCAAGUACAGCCUGGCCACGGAGGAGAUUGAGCGAGACCUCCACCGUUCCAUGCCUGAGCACCCCGCCUUCCAGAACGAACUUGGGAUCGCUGCGCUCCGGCGGGUUCUGACUGCCUACGCUUUCCGAAACCCCACUAUUGGUUACUGCCAGGCGAUGAACAUCGUGACCUCAGUGCUCCUGCUCUACGGCAGCGAGGAGGAGGCCUUCUGGCUCCUGGUGGCCCUGUGCAAGCGCAUGCUGCCCGACUACUACAACACCAGGGUGGUGGGAGCCCUGAUUGACCAAGGCAUUUUUGAAGAACUCACAAGAGACUUCCUGCCCCAGCUGUCAGAGAAGAUGCAGGAGCUGGGCGUGAUCUCCAGCAUCUCGCUCUCAUGGUUCCUGACCCUCUUCCUCAGCGUCAUGCCGUUCGAGAGCGCCGUGGUCAUUGUUGACUGCUUCUUCUACGAGGGCAUCAAGGUGGUCCUGCAGGUGGCCCUGGCCAUCCUGGAUGCCAACAUGGAGCAGCUGCUCGGCUGCAAUGACGAGGGCGAGGCCAUGACCAUCUUGGGCAGAUGUCUGGACAAUGUGGUCAAUGAGCAGAGUACUUCCCCACCAGUGCCACACCUCCAUGCCUUGCUGACCAGUGGAGACGAGCCUCCCACACAGACAGACAUCUUUGACCUCCUCAAAGCCUCCUAUGAGAAAUUCAGCAUCCUGCGGGCCAGCGACACUGAACAGAUGCGGUUUAACAGGCUGAAAGUGAUCCAGUGCUUGGAGGACACAGCCAAGAGGAGCGUGGUCCGAGCCAUACCUGGGGACACUGGCUUCUCCACUGAAGAGCUGGAAGACCUUUACAUGGUGUUUAAGCUCCCUGCUUCUGGCUUGGGAAAAGCAGCUGGCCUGGCGAUAACUCUGAGGAAGCCUGAGACUGGCUCCCGGGCCCUCUGCAGCUGUGAGGAGGUCCUGUCCCAGCCCCCUGGAGCCUGCACCGUCCUGGGGAGCCCCUCUCAUCAUGCCCUCCUCCUGCCUUCUCCCACAGGCGGGAUGUACCACGGGGACAUGACUGAAAAGCUCAAGGUGCUCUACAAGCUGCACCUUCCCCCAGCCCUAAACUCUGAGGAAGCCGAGUCAGCCCUGGAGGCCACCCACUAUUUCACGGAAGACAGCUCCUCAGAAGUGACAUCUCCUCUGGCCUCUGAUCUGGAUCUUUUCCUGCCCUGGGAGGCUCAAGAGGCACUACCACAGGAAGAUCGGGAAGGAAGCAGAAGCGAGGAUACCCAAGAAAAGCGAGCAGAGGAGAAGGGGACCAGCCCCCCAGACUACCGACUCUACCUUCGCAUGUGGGCCAAGGAGGGAGAGGCUCAGAAGGAGACCAUCCAGGAUCUGCCCAAAAUGAACCAGGAGCAAUUCAUUGAGCUGUGCAAGACGCUAUACAACAUGUUCAGUGAGGACCCCCUGGAGCAGGACUUGUACCACGCCAUUGCCACAGUGGCCAGCCUCCUCCGCAUCAGUGAGGUGGGGAAGUUCUUCAGUCCCAGUGUCAAGAAGCCCACGGGUGGCACUCUCAGCAAGGACCAGGGCAGUUCCACUGAGGAUGAGUCCCCACUGCCAUUACCUGCAAGGGAAUCCCAUCAGGCCCCAGUACAGGAAUGCCAGCUGACAGCCACGGGGGACCCCUGGACCAAAGCUGGUGGAGACACCCACCUUGGAAAAGUGCCACAGGAGAGACAGACGGUGGUAGAGGGGGGCAGUGGAGAGGGGCAGGGCUCACCCUCCCAGCUCCUGUCUGAUGAUGAAACCAAAUACAACAUAUCCAUGUCCUCCUACUCAGUGGUCAGCAUGGGCUCCCUGCAGUGUGAGAACCCCACAGCCACUGCCCGCAUUGGGAACACCAUGGACGCAGACUGGUGCAUCUCCUUCAAGCAGAUCCUGGCCUCCAUCCUGCCGGAGUCUGUGCUGGUCAACUUCUUUGAGAAAAGGGUGGACAUUGGACUCAAGAUGAAGGACCAGAAGAAAGUAGAGAGACAGUUGAGUGCCUCCAGUGAGCACGAGCCAUCUGUUGCUCUGGGCUGAGCCCCUUGGCUGAGUGAUUCUGGCCGAGGCCUCUGU